AUGCGGCUACAGCAGGAACUGCAGUCCCCCCGGUCCCUGAGCUCAGGAACUGGAGCUGAACCUGAACCCGUUACCCGUGGUGUCCAAGGUCAAGUGAAAGUCUGCAGUGGUCUGGAAGCUUCACCUCGGGGUCAGCAAAGACUGGAAGCAGUGCACCUGUUAUUCACCUGCUUCACUGGACCCGUCACUAUGAUGGUGGACACAGUGGAGGCUUCUGGGGGGACGACGGGGCAGAUGGAGCAUCCCCUGACCUCCGUGGAGAUAGCGGAGGAGGCGGAAGAUGCACCCGGCGUGACGGAGUCCAAACCCCGGACUGAGGAGACCCGCACAGGGCCCCAGUCCGCGUCUGUCUACUUGCCCGACGUGGAGACUGCGCUGCCUCUGUUCAAGAUGAAGAGGUUCCUAGUGCUCAGGCCCGGCACACUGACCCAGGCCAUCGCCGACGUCACCAGACUCGUGGACAAGCAGAUGGACGGCGGCGUCCUGGGAGUCUGGCUCAUGGCAGAAGUGGACCACUGGAACAACGAGAAGGAGCGUCUGGUGAUGGUGACCGAGCGCUCUCUCCUCGUCUUCAAGUACGACUUCCUCAUGUUCAACUGUGAGCAGGUGCAGAGGAUCCCCCUGCACUUUGUGGACCGCAUCGCCCACGGCAACUUCAUCUUCCCCAAACUCUCCGUGCAGAAGAGGGAGGGGGAGGGGGUGCGUGUGUUCUGGGACAGACAGAGGGAGCCCUCGUUCACAUCCAGGUGGAACCCCUUCGCCCUGGACCUGCCCUUCAUCACCUUCACGCUGCACCCCAUCAAUGCCCUGUGCUCCACCUACAACUCUCUCUGCAACGUCAUGGCGUUCCGGGACGUGCUGCUGGGCGGGGCGCAGAAGGCCAACGCAGAAAAGCCGAUCCCGGGGCGAGCUAAUGGCGUCCUGCUGCUGCACCAGCCGCUGCUCAUCGACGUGUACCUGGGACCCAUGGCCAGCUUCGGCAACGGGAACAAGCUGGGCUACUCCAUGGCCCGCGGAAACCUGGGCUUCUGA
Messenger RNA from Knipowitschia caucasica, 1032 nucleotides. The record is from the annotation of a GenBank genome assembly. Lineage: Eukaryota; Metazoa; Chordata; Actinopteri; Gobiiformes; Gobiidae.